AUGGUGGCUUGGCCAGUUCCGAUCCAGCCGGACAGCUCAUUCACUUUGGCUAGUUUGCCGUAUGGAAUCUUCAGUACUUUGCAUUGUGAAGAAAAGCGAGUGGGAGUAGCCAUUGGCGACUUCAUCGUCGACCUUCCCGUCAUUGAACGCUCGCCUGGCUUUAAGGUCAUCCUACAACGCCUUGAGAACGGACAUAACGGCAGCUCCACCUUCAGUCAUGGGGACCUGGGCAAUUUUGCGGCGCUUCCUGCGCCUACGAGAAAGCGUUUCCGUCAGCAGCUCAUUGACUGGCUCAAUGACCGCAAUUCGCCCCUCUUCCAGGAUGCCAGCUUGAACACGGCCGCCUUUGUGCCCAUGAAGGAUGCGACGAUGCAUUUACCGUUUAAUAUUGGAGAAUUUUCUGAUUUUUCGUGCUCGGAUGUCCAUGUUUCCAACUGUACCAGAUUGGCUGGUGCACCCACUCCGACAAACCAUUACGCUAUGCCCAUCGGCUACAAUGGCCGCGCAUCGUCAGUCGUCAUCGACUCAGCGCCGGUCCAUCGACCAUAUGGCAUCAUCAAAGACAAGGAAACGAAUACUUUCGCAUUCAAGCCCAGCGAGAUGAUGGACUAUGAGGCCGAACUGGGAAUAUUCAUCUCCCAGCCAGUGCCAGCUGGAAAAAUCAUCACUGCUGAUGAGGCUGAGGACCAUAUAUUUGGCUUUGUCGUCUUGAAUGACUGGUCCGCGAGAGAUAUUCAGUUCUCCGAGAUGACCCCGCUUGGGCCUUUCAACGGCAAGGCUUUCGCAACUAGCAUCUCACCCUGGGUCAUCCCGAUCGAAGCUUUCGAGAGGGCACGAUGCUCUUCGUCUUCAGUGGAUUUACGUGAGGGUGGGUCUGCCGGUGCAUGGCAUUUGAGUCAUGCUAAGGCUGAAUCCACUUGGGAUAUUGAAUAUGAGGUUUCCGUCAUCCAUAGAGUUCCCAUGCUGACGACUCGCUCAAAUCUCCGUGAUCUUCGUUGGUCUCCCGGCCAGAUGGUGGCGCACCUCGCUUCGUCAGGCUGCGGCUUGAACACGGGUGACCUCAUUGGUACCGGUACCAUUUCAUCUCCUGAUGACUCUCCUAUGCUCCGUACUCUCGGUUGCCUCUUCGAGCUGACAGAAGCCGGCCAAGUUCCCGCUGGUCAACAUGAGGGGGAGAUGCUAACUUUCCUGGAGGACGGAGAUGAGGUCGUGAUGACAGUCAGGGCUGGUGGAGGUUCCGUAAGCUUAGGAACACUACGUGGCCAGCUGCAAACGCCCAGAGAUAGUCGGACAACGCUGUAG
Molecule: messenger RNA, 1302 nt
Organism: Aspergillus novofumigatus IBT 16806
Lineage: Eukaryota; Fungi; Ascomycota; Eurotiomycetes; Eurotiales; Aspergillaceae
Product: putative 2-hydroxyhepta-2,4-diene-1,7-dioate isomerase
Exons: 5
Coding region: 1-1302 (433 amino acids)
Biological process (GO): L-phenylalanine catabolic process; homogentisate catabolic process; L-tyrosine catabolic process
Molecular function (GO): fumarylacetoacetase activity
Source: RefSeq, a predicted model, not a curated record